Liolophura sinensis is the source of this 1044-nucleotide messenger RNA. RefSeq lists its product as uncharacterized. Lineage: Eukaryota; Metazoa; Mollusca; Polyplacophora; Chitonida; Chitonidae. The transcript is spliced from 2 exons. Gene Ontology annotation, cellular component: membrane. Gene Ontology annotation, molecular function: G protein-coupled receptor activity. The coding region runs from base 1 to 1044 and encodes 347 amino acids. Gene Ontology annotation, biological process: G protein-coupled receptor signaling pathway. The record is from RefSeq and is a predicted model, not a curated record.
AUGGACAGAAGGAGCCUUAUUCUGGGAUGGUUUCUCUUUGGAAUCUUGUCCGUUUCCUCCGAUGAGUCUCUGAACGUACCGACUGGCAUCGGUUCUUCACAUGAUGUUACGAACAACUCGCUUUGUCCAGAAAAUGUUGAAGAAAAUAGUUUCAACUGGACAACUAGAUUCGCAGGGUCGUCGUUUGGAUGUAAAAUGUCCACGUCAUUGAGCCCGAGCUCCUCAUCGGACAGUCCGAUCUCUGCGUCUUACCGGCAAAAGUCCUCAUCUGCAAUCCUGGGGUCUUCAUUUGAUAGCAUGGGGCUCUCAUCUGAUGGUCUGGGGUCUAUAUCUGAUGGUAAGUGGUCUACAUCUGAAUAUCUUAUAUCCACACCUCCUGACAACAGGAGAGAAAACUCUGUUGAAGGACGACGAAUCCAACAGAUCAUUUUCUUCAUGGGCUAUGGUAUAUAUUUGCCGUGCCUCGUGUUUGUGUGUGUGGUGGGCAACAGUCUGACUCUGACAGUACUGUACCAGGGAGCUCUCAAAUCCAGCACAAGCGCUUUCUUCAUGGCAUUGGCGGUCUCCGACGUUUUCGCGCAGAUAGCCGCGGUCCCGUACGCUAUCCAGGCCUACCCAAGCGUAGCAAACCAACCCACCGCAAAAACUGUGCAUGCCUUCUGGCUUUGUUACGUUUUCCCGCUUGUGUAUACGUUUCUAACUUCGAGCAUAUGGAUCACGGUUUGUCUGACCACAGAGAGGUUCAUCUGCGUGUGUUACCCUAUCAAAGCCAAGGUCAUCUGCACCCAACGGAGAGCCAAGAUGGCUGUGACGUCUGUGUUUCUACUUAGUAUUUUUUCCAAUUCGCCUUAUUUCUUCGUUAGAACACCGUCUGCCCGCAUAGACGUCGACACCAAUGCUACGUACUACGAGAGUGAGCUGACGUGUCUCUGUCAGAAGAGCUAUACUUCAGCUUCUUUGUCCAUGGCGUCAGAAAACUUCACCAAGGUCUACAACCAAAUCAGGCCUAACCAGCGUUACCAGUUUCAACGGCUGAGUAAAUAG